AUGGCUGAACCUCGACCUAUCUCGAACCAUAUCUGUUUGAACGGGCGGACUCUAGAAGGAGGAGGACAGCUGGUUCGCAUUGCGGUUGGAUUGUCCGCUCUAACUGGUCGCCCAGUCAGUGUUGAUCAUGUUCGCGGAAACCGACAGGGAAAGAAAGGACUGAAGAGGUCUCAUACUGCGGCAGUAAAACUAUUAGCUGAAAUCAGUGGCAGCAAAAUAUUUGGAGGCGAGAUCGGUUCUCAAUUCUUAAAAUUCUCUCCUCAGACAGCGAGAUCAAGCAUAGGCCCCUUGGUUGAUUUAUCACACGUCACAGUGCAACCUGAAUACAACAUCAAUCUCACGACAGCUGGUGCCAUAUUUCUUGUCUUUCAGGCCCUGUAUCCAUAUCUGCUGUAUGUUGGAUCUCAGGCUGCCACUCCCUUCAUCAGAGUGAAGAUUACAGGUGGAACAAACGCAUCUCACUCUCCAUCAUACGACUAUGCCUCCCAGGUCAUGGUACCGAAUUUUGCAAAACUAGGGCUUCCAGAACUUUCUGUCACCCUUCACAAACGUGGGUGGUCAUCAGGGCCAGUUGACCUUGGAGCAGUCACUUUUCUCAUCCACCCACUGAGAGCUCAAGAUUCUUUGCAUGACAGAAGCCACAAUGAGAUUUCACCGGGUAUCCAUCAAUAUGGGUUUCCAAAAAUUGACCUGAGAAGCUACAAGCGAGGCAAAAUCACGCAGAUCGAUAUCACAGUGCUAGCGCCUGAUCAACCCACCAUAAGCGCGGGUAAUCUAGGGAAUCCAGAGAAUAAUCUGCGAGAGUACAUUGAGAAAGCCACCAAAAAAGCUUUGCGCCGGGCAAUGAGGAAGCUAGAUGCGUCCAUAUUUCCUACAACCCAGACCUCGCUGCCCAACGAGGAUCUCUUGAAUAACGAUUCAGGCCAAGAAACACCGGUUUCUGUCAAGAUCCACACUUCAGAAGCUACAUACCACCGUAGCCAUAUGUACAUCUUGCUUGUUGCUCAUACAUCCUCGGGAUUCAGAAUAGGUCAUGACGCCCUCGGGAGCUUAGGACCCAGUCACAUCAAAAGACAAAAGACAAAUGGAAGGCAAAAGCAGCGCCCAGCCAACAAAGAGCGGAAUAUCUCUGAAAAUGAUAUUGUCUAUUCUGGGGCGACCGAGCUGGUCGAACGAUGCGUAGAAGGUUUCAUCGACGAGAUCUCAAACAGGAGCCCAGACGCCAAUGUUCAACAUAAAAUAAGGCCCGAGAAGACAUGUUUGGACCAGUAUAUGAGAGAUCAAAUUGUUGUUUUCGAGGCGCUCGGUGAAGCUUGUUAUGCCAGCGGUCGCUCCGAAGCACCCGAUACCACACCACGAGAAGACGAACAAGAUUGGACGCUACACACGAAGACCGCAAAAUGGGUGUGUCGGCAGGUUUUGGGAGAGGUAUAG
Molecule: messenger RNA, 1434 nt
Organism: Penicillium soppii
Lineage: Eukaryota; Fungi; Ascomycota; Eurotiomycetes; Eurotiales; Aspergillaceae
Product: putative RNA 3'-terminal phosphate cyclase
Exons: 1
Coding region: 1-1434 (477 amino acids)
Biological process (GO): RNA processing
Cellular component (GO): nucleus
Molecular function (GO): RNA-3'-phosphate cyclase activity
Source: RefSeq, a predicted model, not a curated record